AUGCCUGCCAAGAAACAAACCGGUACUGCCUCCAAGGAGCAGGUCGCAAAGACGAGCGUCCCGACUGCCGACCAAAUCCUCGUUCCGGAGACUCUCUUGAAGAAGCGCAAGAGCCAGGAGAAGGCGAGAGAGGAGCGCUCUGCUGAACUUGAGAAGAAGAAGAAGGCCCAAAAGGAGAAGCGCGGUGUCAUCUUCAAGCGUGCCGAGAAGUACGUUAAGGAGUACCGUGAUCAAGAGCGCGAGAAGAUCCGCCUUGCCCGUUUGGCUAAGCAAGAUGGUGCUUUCCACAUUCCUGCUGAGGAGAAGUUGGUCUUCGUUAUCCGUAUCAAGGGUAUCAACAAGAUCGCACCAAAGCCCCGAAAGAUCCUCCAACUCCUCCGUCUCCUUCAAAUCAACAAUGGUGUCUUUGUCCGCAUGACAAAGGCCACUCUCGAGAUGCUCAAGGUUGUCGAGCCAUGGAUUGCCUAUGGAUACCCUAAUCUGAAGACUGUUCGUGAACUCAUCUACAAGCGUGGAUACGGAAAGGUCGACAAGCAACGCAUUGCUCUCACCGAUAACUCGAUCAUCGAAGCCAACUUAGGAAAGUACGGCAUUGUCUGCAUGGAGGACUUGAUCCACGAGAUCUUCACUGUCGGACCCAACUUCAAGCAAACUGCCAACUUCUUGUGGCCAUUCAAGCUUUCUAACCCAACGGGAGGUUUCCGCGCCAGAAAGUUCCGUCAUUUCGUCGAAGGUGGUGACUUGGGCAACCGCGAAGAUAAGAUCAAUUCUUUAGUCCGCCAGAUGAACUAGACAUGUUGUGGAUGAUUCUCCUGGGCUUGUUGACUUGCUUUAGCUAGGGCUUGCAUUGGCGUAAACAUCAAAAGAAUGAAUGACAUUACAAAGCAAAGUUUGAAUUCCACUGA
This is a messenger RNA of Hyaloscypha bicolor E, 905 nucleotides long. RefSeq names its product 60S ribosomal protein L7. Bases 1 to 792 code for a protein of 263 amino acids. Gene Ontology annotation, molecular function: RNA binding; structural constituent of ribosome. The record is from RefSeq and is a predicted model, not a curated record. The transcript has 6 exons. Gene Ontology annotation, cellular component: cytosolic large ribosomal subunit. Gene Ontology annotation, biological process: maturation of LSU-rRNA from tricistronic rRNA transcript (SSU-rRNA, 5.8S rRNA, LSU-rRNA). Lineage: Eukaryota; Fungi; Ascomycota; Leotiomycetes; Helotiales; Hyaloscyphaceae.